Messenger RNA from Diospyros lotus (date-plum), 869 nucleotides. RefSeq names its product SUMO-conjugating enzyme SCE1-like. Gene Ontology annotation, biological process: protein sumoylation. The record is from RefSeq and is a predicted model, not a curated record. NCBI's taxonomy places the organism in Eukaryota, Viridiplantae, Streptophyta, Magnoliopsida, Ericales, Ebenaceae. Gene Ontology annotation, cellular component: nucleus. Gene Ontology annotation, molecular function: SUMO conjugating enzyme activity. The transcript is spliced from 5 exons. The coding region runs from base 98 to 580 and encodes 160 amino acids.
GUUUAAGGAAAGGGCCGACUGAAAAAAAAAGAAUAAGAAGACGACGACGUGGUCUUCGCCUCUUUGGAGAAAGGUUUGCGGAGAGAGAAUUGCAGAGAUGUCGGGAGGUAUAGCUCGUGGCCGUCUCGCCGAGGAACGCAAAGCCUGGCGUAAAAAUCACCCCCAUGGUUUCGUGGCUAAGCCGGAGACUCUGCCUGAUGGUUCAGUGAAUUUGAUGGUGUGGCACUGCACCAUCCCUGGUAAGGCCGCGACUGACUGGGAGGGUGGUUACUAUCCGCUCACAAUCCACUUUAGUGAAGACUACCCUAGCAAACCACCAAAAUGUAAAUUUCCCCAGGGUUUCUUCCACCCGAAUGUCUACCCAUCUGGAACUGUUUGCCUGUCAAUCCUCAAUGAAGAUAGUGGAUGGAGACCAGCAAUUACAGUGAAACAAAUUCUUAUUGGCAUCCAGGACUUGCUGAACCAACCCAACCCUGCUGAUCCUGCUCAGACUGAAGGAUAUCACCUAUUUAUUCAGGAUCCUGUGGAGUACAAGAGACGGGUCCGGCAGCAGGCCAAGUUAUACCCACCUCUCGUCUAAACACUAAUUCUGCUUUUAUUGGAGUUGGUUCAUACUUGGUAACGCUUUGGUUACCGCAAUGCAAACUUAAUGACUGAACCCGCAUGUUUUUCUGUUGGUUUGGAUAGACUUCUAUUGAUGCAUGACAACUCAACCAAUUAAUGAUGCUAAUUGGUGUGUUUUAGGAAUGAACUUAAUCUACAUUUAUACUUGUCUCCAUUUAAAGUGAUUGUAAUAAGUGAAGCUCUUACAUUGAAUAAUUAUGAUAUCUCAUUUGAUUGUUAAAAUAAAAUGCUGUGUAGAAUAUGUA